ACGCUGUUUAUAUUUUUCUAUUUAAUCGAAAUUUCUUCACCUCUUAGUGUUAUUGUGUAUGAUUACACAUAUAAUCGAAUCUUGGUUAACCUCCGAUUAAAAAUGUCGGCCCCUCAUCUCUCAUACGGCCCAAAAACGGCCGUCUUUACCAAUGGUUACGGUACACCCACGACCUCAUACCCUUCACCAGAGGCUUCUUAUGAAGAAAUCACUCAAAACCCUCAAUUUUUCUUGGAAAAACUUCAAAUAUUUCACUCGGUUUUCGGUACCAAGUUCAAGAUCCCGAUCAUUGGAGGGAAGUCGUUAGAUCUACACCGGCUAUUUAUAGAGGUCACUUCACGAGGUGGCAUUGAAAAGAUUGUGAGUGACCGAAGAUGGAAGGAAGUUAUGGCUGUCUUCAAAUUUGGUCCUACAAUCACCAACGCGUCUUUUGUCUUGCGAAAAUACUAUCUCUCGUUGCUCUAUCAUUUUGAGCAGGUUUAUUACUUCCGCAAGAAGACCCCCACUAUCGUUCCUGCUGAUGCUACAAACAGGCUCUCCGGUGGAUCUGGUUCUGUCAAGAACCUGUUUUCUGGAAGGCGAAUGGUUGAGGUUGGUGGACAAGUAACUGGAACCAUUGAUAAAAGAUUCGAUCAUGGUUAUGUAGUUACUGUGGAUAUGGGUUCUGAGAAGCUUUCAGGCUUUCUGUAUCAUCUUCCAUCCGAUUCUCCGGCUCCUUCUCAUGGGACCCACAAUAUGUAUCAGCUUGCACUAAGGGAACCUUCACCUGAGCCGGACACGAGCGGCUACGACGUGUUUUUCACCGAGCACUAUAUCAGGUUAAAGCCUUUGUACCACGGGCAGGAGAAUGUCAUCCGCAAAAGAAUUCAAGUUUUAUGGAGCACUCUGACAGAAGAGGAGAAACAGGUUUAUCAGGAAAAGGGAUCAAGAGGCAAGGAAAGAUAGAUCACGCCAAAGACUCUUGACUCGCAUCGAGCUAGUGCUUGGUAGGCUGCGGGCAAUCUUCUUCUUCUCCUCUCUUUUGUAGUAGACUCUGGGUUUGUUGUUGUACUUUCUUUGUUUCCGACCCUUUCGGUUUGUUGUAGUUUAGAUCGCCGGAGAAAGGGUUUGUUUUCUCCAAUCACGAUGUGCGAAAUUUGCCAAAAAAAAAAAAUGGUGGGUUUUUUUGCUGAA
Cynara cardunculus var. scolymus (artichoke) is the source of this 1173-nucleotide messenger RNA. Its product is annotated as high mobility group B protein 10. Gene Ontology annotation, molecular function: DNA binding. The record is from RefSeq and is a predicted model, not a curated record. Bases 103 to 945 code for a protein of 280 amino acids. Lineage: Eukaryota; Viridiplantae; Streptophyta; Magnoliopsida; Asterales; Asteraceae. The transcript is spliced from 6 exons.